AUGGAAAUUAAGAAAGAAUCACUCGAAGUACGAAGAUUAGCUGAUAAAAGAUUCUCGAGAGGAAAAUCGCAAAAGCUGUACUCGUUUAUAAAUCGCGAAAACACGAGAAAACCCAUGAAUGACGUGAAAGAGAACAGAACCUGCACGAAGUGCGGUCGUGACAAAUCACAUUCUACAUGCCCAGCUGCCGAAAAAGAAUGUUUCAAUUGUCGAAAGAUUGGUAAUUUCCGUGCACAGUGUUUCUCAAGAAAAUCCAACAGCAGAUCGAAGCAAGUAAAAGCUGCUGGCUUGCAUGGUGGUUCUGUUAUGAAUGAUGUCCAACAAGAUUCGGUCGACUCGUCUGAUUCCGAUCCCGAGUUUUACAAAUGUGUGAGCGAGAAAAUGGGCAUACGGGCAGUAAAAGGACAAAAUACUAGCAACAUUUUGUUACCUGUUUACAUCUGUGGAACCAAAAUUAUCGUUGAUCCAGAUACCGGCGCUGAUGUCGACCUAAUCUCAGUUAAAGAUUUCAAGAGAAUUCAUGACGCAAAUCCUGAGAUCAAGAAACAAAUAAAGAAACCAAAACAGAAGAUCUACGCCCUGAAUGGUGAAGAGCUGGAAGUCAUAGCUACAAUUAAAGAUGCAAAGUUGUCAAACAAGAACGCAGAAAUACUCACUGAUCUCUUCGUUAUUGAGGACGGUAUUCAUAAAUUCCCAUUAUUAUCAGAAAGAACAGUGAUGAAUCUUGGUAUGAUUAAAUACAGCGCUGAGGGAGAGUUUGUGAAGAAAGUUGACGCGAGACGGAGCGAUGACAAAGAAAAGAAAGUGUAA
Messenger RNA from Paramuricea clavata, 810 nucleotides. NCBI's taxonomy places the organism in Eukaryota, Metazoa, Cnidaria, Anthozoa, Malacalcyonacea, Plexauridae. The record is from the annotation of a GenBank genome assembly.